Messenger RNA from Aricia agestis (brown argus), 995 nucleotides. RefSeq names its product S-methyl-5'-thioadenosine phosphorylase (gene Mtap). Gene Ontology annotation, biological process: nucleoside metabolic process. The transcript has 8 exons. Bases 90 to 929 code for a protein of 279 amino acids. Gene Ontology annotation, molecular function: S-methyl-5-thioadenosine phosphorylase activity. Gene Ontology annotation, cellular component: cytosol. Lineage: Eukaryota; Metazoa; Arthropoda; Insecta; Lepidoptera; Lycaenidae. The record is from RefSeq and is a predicted model, not a curated record.
UGUUUUGUUUUCAAGUGUUUAAGUUUUUAUUUAAGUAUCAAUUUGUAUCAAAUAACAAGCAAAAUAGCAAGUAACAAGCAAAAUAUACAAUGACUGCGGAAGCAAAAAUAAAGAUUGGAAUCAUCGGAGGUUCAGGUUUCAAUGAUCCUGAUUUAUUCAAGAACCCAAUUGAAAGGGAAGUUACAACACCCUUUGGCAAACCUUCAGAUGUGCUGCUAGAGGGUUUUAUUGCCGGAGUGCCCUGUGUGCUAUUAGCAAGGCAUGGAAGAAAACAUCAACACCAACCAAGCGACGUGAACUACCGCGCCAACAUCUGGGCGCUGAAGGAGGUGGGAUGCACCCACGUACUGGCCACCACCGCCACCGGCUCUCUGGACGAGCACUACUGCCCGGGGGACCUCGUCAUCAUUGAUGACUUUAUUGACAGGACAUGGGGCCGCAAAUGCACAUUCUUCGACCGUACGGAGGGCGGGCCGCGCGGCGUGUGCCACCUCCCCAUGCGGCCGGCGUUCUGUGAGCGCGCCCGCGCCGCGCUGCGGGCGGCCGCCGACGCGCGCGGGUACUCGCACCACGACGGCGGUACCGCUGUCACUAUACAGGGACCGAGGUUUUCAAGUCGAGCGGAGAGUCUCAUGCACAAGCAGUGGGGCGGUCACUUGGUCAACAUGACUACAGUUCCGGAGGUGGUUCUAGCGAAGGAGGCGGGUCUGAGCUACGCGGCCGUGGCUGUCGUCACUGACUACGACUGCUGGCGCGAUAACGAACAAUCGGUGUCUGUAAAUGAAGUACUGGAGAUGUUCGCCAAAAACAUCACGAAGGCAAUAAACGUCAUAACUGACGCGGUGCAGAUUCUCGCCCGGGAGGAAGACGUCUCUUAUUUGGAAGCACAUAAGGAGCUGGUCGCAUCGUCUAUCAUGUUGAAGGAAUGACAUCCGAAUAGCAGUACAAUCUAAGAAACUCCAGUGUAUAUUCCAAAUAAAACAUAUUUUACAGAA